This is a messenger RNA of Brassicogethes aeneus, 3151 nucleotides long. The record is from the annotation of a GenBank genome assembly. Lineage: Eukaryota; Metazoa; Arthropoda; Insecta; Coleoptera; Nitidulidae.
GUAAAAUAAACGAUUUCCUUGCGUGUGGACGUAAUGCAGUGUGUUGGCCAUAUUUUUCGGUUAAAAUAUCGUCUUAAAAUAAUUUUCACCAUUUGAUUGUUACAGACUUUCAACCAAAUAAAGCAAUAAGUUACAAUUGUGAUAUAUUUACUAGCAAACUGUUAAUGAAAAAAAGUUUUGUGAAUAAAUGUUGUGACGCCAUUUUCCGCAUUUCAUCGAAUAUUCGACCAAUGAUAAAUAGCUAAUUAUACAAUUUCUGAACGUUUUUUGAAUUAUGGAGAAAUGUAGGGAAUAUUCUCCUCGAGGGAGAAGCAUGAGCAUCUCUCCUGAAUACCAAAGGGAAUCUCCAAAUUAUAGAUCCUAUAAAUCAAGGUCUGGCUCUAGAUCUCCACAUUACAGAAGACACGGCCAUAGAUCGCCUAACCAUCACAAAAAAUCUUAUCACGAUAGAGAAGACCGGGUACGAAAUGGUAGCGAUUAUGAGAGCGAUAGGGAGUACAGAAGAGAUAGGGAAUUGUCCUGGGACAACGAAGAAAGGCGUAAAAGCCGGUCGAGGAGCCCCAGGGAGCGCGAAAGGAGUCGCUACCACAGACGAGACAGAGACCACCAUCGAAGAAGAAGGUCUAGAAGUGGCGGUUCGCGCUGGGAACGGAAAUCGGAAGACCGGAAGCGCGAUAGGUCGUACAGGGACGAUGAUAGAGACAGUGAUAGGUAUACAGUAUUCGGAAUGGAUGUGCAUAUUAUUUUCACUGUGUGUACUUAUGCCUUUAAUUGAUUUUGACAGUGAAAGGAGUCCCAACGGUGCUGUCAUUGGAGCCAGCGGGUCCGAAAUUAUAGGGUACAAAAGCCAACCCCCCAAUAAUACAAUCAUGAUUCGGGGCCUGGCCCAGCACAUCACUGAGAACGAUAUACGACAGGAUAUAAUACAGUGUGGCUUGAUGCCAAAGGACAUAAGGCUGAUUCGUAAAAAAGAUACAGGUGCUUCACGCGGUUUCGCCUUUGUCGAGUUUGGAUCACUUGGUGAGGCCAUUCGGUGGAUGGACAUGAAACAGGGCGUUUUGAUGCUACAAGAUCAGUAUAGGGCUAUCAUGCAGUAUAGCAUCCCAAAGGAUGGGGCAGCAUCUGAAAAACCACUAAUGCACAAAGCAUCAGCCGACUGGUUUUGCAUUAAAUGCGGAGCCCAGAACUUUAAACGAAGAGACAACUGCUUUAAAUGCCAUGCAUCAAGGAUGGAAAGCGAGGAGGGCGGAAGCGGAAGUGACGAAAUUUGCGCCUAUGCCACCAAAACAAUAAUGAUGCGUAACCUAGACGCCCUAACCACAGAAGACUCGGUUAUGACGGUUCUUAACUCCGUAGUGCCAGAACUGGUAAAAAGUAUUUCUGCAGUAUGCAUCGGUAGGGAUCCUUUGACCUCGACAUCGCGUGGAAUAUGCUAUUUAGGUACGGAAAGUACCCUAGAUGCUCUUGCAAUCCACGGAGCGUUGAGUGGCUUACCUCACCCACUUGCAAUCGACGGUAAAACUGUGAUUCUAUCGUACUGCAAGUACAACAUGGGCGACACUAAGAAGGCUUACUCGCAAGCCGACAACGCCGCAUUUCCCAACGCUGCCGUGCCCAGCACGUACGCUAUGACCGACGUGGACAAUUUGGCCGAGUAUGCAGCUAAACGUUACGCAAAAACGCCUCAAGAAUACGUGUCUUACAUAGAGUAUUAUCGCAGCUAUUUCAGCCAGCAGAUCAGUGCGGGCCACACAAUCACGCUGCAUCAAGGAAAUCAGAUGGACGCAGCUAAUGCAGCUGCGGCUGUGGCGCAGUCGGCCAUACAGCAGAUGAACGCCAACAAAACCUUCUACGAUUCCACGCAUAUUAACAUACCGAACGGCACCGACAAUAAGAGGUACCCGGUGCCGGAUAUCUCCAAGUACACCUUUGAUAAAGCUACAGGUUAUCAAUUCGAUCAAUCUACAGGGCUGUAUUACGAUCCGAAUUCCACCUACUAUUGGAACUGCGUGAUUCAAAAAUACUUGUACUGGGAUCAAGAGAAAAUGACGUACGUCUUGGCUCCGACGUCCUACGAAAAUUACUCCGGCGGUAUAGUAGGUACCCCCACUACUUCCGCCAGCGCUGAGAACGUGGAGACGGACAAUAAGCGCCACAAGGUCGAGAAAACCGAUAAAGUUAAAGUAGCCAAAAAAAUCGCCAAAGAUAUGGAACGGUGGGCCAAAACGCUCAACCAGAAGAAGGAAACCUCCACUACCAGGAAUAUCAACGAUUACGCCAUGGCAAGCAGUAGCGCUUCGGCCGACAUAGGUUUCGCGGUGUUGGAGAAAAAGCAUGUGCAAAUCAACGCCCAAAUGCAGACGUUCAAAAACGAGUUGCCGGACGACAGUCCGACCGCUUCCACCUCCACGCCCCUAGUCGCUGCCUACGGCGGCGAAAGCGAGUCUUCCGGGGGCGAGGAGGACGACGAGGGCGAACUUCUGGAUUACGCCAAGCUUAUCUGCAACCUGUGCAAAAGGCAGCUGGGCUCGGCUGAAGCGCUCACAAAGCACGCUAAACUGUCGUCGUUGCACAAGCAAAAUUUGGAAUCGAGGAAAAAGGUGAAAAGGGCGGAGAGGGACACGACCAAAGACAAAAUUGUUUACCGCGAUAGAGCCAAGGAGAGGCGCUUGAAAUACGGCGACCCUGACGAAGCCCAACCCAGUAAAUUGAAGGAGAAAUACCUGAAAUCCAGGGAAAUUGAAAUACCAGCCACUGCGGCCUCAGUCUCCGAACCCAUCGGCUCAGAGAACGUCGGGAAUAGGCUACUUCAGAAAAUGGGCUGGUCUGAAGGGCAAGGCUUGGGCCGGAUGAACCAAGGCAGAACCACUAUUAUACAGGCUGAGCAACAUACUAGCACAGUUGGAUUGGGUAAUAAAGUGCCUGGGUACAGUGCACUGGCAGGGGAAUCCUAUAAAGACUGUGUCAAAAAAAUGAUGUACGCAAGAUACCAAGAACUUACCGAAAAAGAAAACCAUUCUUAAUUAGUUGUUUUGAUUAUUUAAUUCAACUUGUAUUUUCAAGACUUAGUUUUCCUUUAUUUUUAUGUAUAUACAGUUAUACAGUAACUUUAUUUUACUUAUUAAAACAAGCCUUAUUUUAUAUCUCUUUG